Molecule: messenger RNA, 1821 nt
Organism: Neoarius graeffei (lesser salmon catfish)
Lineage: Eukaryota; Metazoa; Chordata; Actinopteri; Siluriformes; Ariidae
Gene: cwc27
Product: CWC27 spliceosome associated cyclophilin
Exons: 14
Coding region: 213-1610 (465 amino acids)
Biological process (GO): protein peptidyl-prolyl isomerization; protein folding
Cellular component (GO): catalytic step 2 spliceosome
Molecular function (GO): peptidyl-prolyl cis-trans isomerase activity
Source: RefSeq, a predicted model, not a curated record
CCAUGAAUAAAUUCUAUAUAGCGGCUUUUGUUCCGUGAAGUGCACUACAGAGUGUAGAAAUCUCUCUUUAAUUCUAAUAUGUAGUGCCCUUUGUUUAGUGAGUGUAGCGUUAUUUAGGAUUGGACCAGUGGUUGACUGUUGAACAGCGCGCAGUUCUGUGCUGUGGUGUUUAUUCUCUUUGAAAUUAACUGAGCAGCUAAUAAACCUUCAGAAUGAGUAAUAUUUAUAUUCAAGAGCCGCCAACGAACGGCAAGGUUUUAAUAAAGACCACAGCAGGUGAUAUAGAUGUAGAACUUUGGUCUAAAGAGGCUCCUAAAGCCUGCAGGAACUUCAUCCAGCUCUGUAUGGAAGGUUACUACAACGGAACCAUAUUCCACCGUGUGGUUCCGGAUUUCAUCAUUCAGGGCGGUGAUCCAACUGGCACUGGGACCGGGGGGGAGUCCAUCUACGGUCGUCCUUUUAAGGAUGAGUUCCACUCCAGGUUGCGAUUUAUCCGGAGAGGUUUGGUGGCGAUGGCGAAUGCUGGACCUCACGAUAACGGCAGUCAGUUUUUCUUCACUCUGGGCCGAGCUGAUGAACUCAAUAACAAGCACACAAUAUUUGGAAAGGUGACGGGUGACACGCUGUACAACAUGUUGCGAUUAGCGGAGGUGGAGUGUGACAGCGACGAGCGACCGCUAAAGCCACACAAGAUCAGAUCUACAGAGGUUUUACACUCCCCCUUCGAUGACAUCGUGCCUCGUGAGAUACGGGUCAGGAAAGAGAAACACAAAGAGGAGGGAAAGAAAUCUCAGUCCAAGGCAACGAAAAAUUUCAGUUUGCUGUCAUUUGGCGAGGAGGCGGAAGAGGACGAGGAGAUGGUCACUCAAGUCAGCCAGACCAUGAAAGGAAAGAGUAAAAGCAGUCAUGACCUUCUGAAUGACCCCAAGCUGAGUUCCGUACCUGCAGUGGACAGCAGAACGAGUCACGGAGAUGCUUCAGAGGGAGAUGAAACACAGGACCAGGAGGAGGAGGAUGAAAGUGUGAGGAAGAAGGAAAUGAGAGAUCGCAUCUCAAAAAAGCUGAAGAAAGAGAAAGUAGAGGAGGAGAAGUCUGAGGUGCGUGAGGAGACAGAAAAGAGGAGCAGUCGCAGAGAUGAACUCCGUAAAGAAGCUCGUCAGCUGAAGAAGGAACUCCUCGCAAUCAAGCAGCGGAAAGAGGAGACGAAGAAGCCAGAGGAGACCAGCGCAGGUGAGAAGGCGGCGGUGAGCGAGGCCGUGUCCGAGUACCUGCAGAGCAAGAAGAAGUACGAGGAAAUGAGGAUGCAGAAGCUGAAGAAGGGUUCGGGCAGAGAGGCGCAGACACUCGCUCUUCUGGAUCGGUUUAGGUCCAAGCUGUCAUCAGCUAUUUCUGAAACUCCAGACACCCCUGAGGAUGAAGAGCUGGGAGAGGAUGAUGAUAAAGGAUGGAUGGCACAUGUACUGCAUUUUGAUGAACAAACCAGGAAGGUGAAGGACGCCAACAUGCAGGACGAGGACACGUUCGAGAUCUAUGACCCGCGUAACCCUGUCAACAAACGCAGGCGAGAGGAGAGCAAGAAACUGCUGAAGGAGAAGAAGGCCAAGAGGUGAUCUCCUGACCAUCACCACCUCCUCCUUCCUGUCCUGCUGUGCUCCGCCUCUGUUUAGGACGGACCUCGCUCCUCAACCUUGCUCCUCGACCUCGCUCAACAUCACCAACACGGCUUUAAAAUAAAGGACACGUCUGAGAAGAUGGGAAAUCUGACCUUGUCAAAACGAGAGCUGGAGUUGUCCAUUUAAUAAAAGAUUUUUUUCCAUAAAA